Elaeis guineensis (African oil palm) is the source of this 1521-nucleotide messenger RNA. RefSeq names its product putative glutamine amidotransferase GAT1_2.1. The record is from RefSeq and is a predicted model, not a curated record. NCBI's taxonomy places the organism in Eukaryota, Viridiplantae, Streptophyta, Magnoliopsida, Arecales, Arecaceae. Gene Ontology annotation, cellular component: cytosol. Gene Ontology annotation, molecular function: hydrolase activity, acting on carbon-nitrogen (but not peptide) bonds, in linear amides.
UAUAAAUUGGCCCGUAAGGGGAAAGAGAAACAGCACGGCGAUAAGAGAAGGCAGGAGAAGAUGGUUUCCUCGCAGCUGUCUCAAAUCCUCCCCCGAGUUCUCAUUGUCUCUCGCCGGACCGUCCGCAAGAACAAGUUCGUCGACUUCGUAGGGGAAUAUCAUCUUGAUCUUAUAGUCGGCUACGGGGCGGUCCCGGUGAUCGUCCCUCGAGUUUCCGGCGUCCACAUGCUCCUCGACAGCUUCGAGCCGAUCCACGGCGUCCUCCUCUGCGAGGGGGAGGACAUCGACCCCUCUCUGUACGAGGCGGGUGAUAUCUCCAGCCUCUCCCCCGAGGAGGUCGAAGAGGUGCGCCGCCUCCACGUGAGCGACACCGCCAUCGACCGCGAGAAGGACUCCAUCGAGCUCCGCCUCGCCAAGUUCUGUCUCGAGCGCAACAUCCCCUACCUCGGCAUCUGCAGGGGCUCCCAGGUCCUCAACGUCGCCUGCGGCGGCACUCUGUACCGGGACAUCGGAAAGGAGCUCGCCAGGAAGUGCAAGCCGGAGGAUGCCACCGUCCACAUGGAUUACGAUAAUUAUGACGGGCACCGGCAUUCCGUGAGGGUGGUGGAGGACACCCCACUGCACUCUUGGUUCCGGGAGUCGUUGGAACAGGGGAGGAUGGAGAUUGAGGUCAAUAGCUAUCACCACCAAGGGGUGAAGAUGCUGGCGGAGCGGUUCGUUCCCAUGGCGUUCGCCCCAGAUGGAUUGAUCGAAGGCUUCUUCGAUCCCGACGCCUAUAAUCCUGAGGAGGGCAAGUUCAUCAUGGGCUUGCAGUUCCAUCCGGAGAGAAUGAGGCGGCCGGGGUCGGAAGAGUUUGAUUAUCCAGGAUGCCCUGCAGCUUAUCAGGAAUUUGUUAAAGCAGUGAUCGCUUAUCAGAAAAAGGUCAAUAGCUCGAUGAAUCUGAAAGAUGGCCCGAAAUUGGAUGAGGUAAUGGAGAAGAAGAGGAAGAUUAUUAUUCGAAGUUUCUCCCUUGCGAAGCAUAUGUAUAUUUCUGGACAUGACAUGCCCCCAUCCAAAGAACAAGAUCUUAAAGCAGGAGCAGAAUUCCUUGAGUCAAAUACAGUAUUGAGCUUGCAGCAGGAGAAGAGGCUGAAGCAAAUGGGUGCGACGGUGAGGAAUGCAUCCGCGUAUCUUGAGAGGCUUAAGAUGAAUGAGCGACGGGAGAUGGCGGCAAGGAGUGUGAUGGGGAAGAUGUCCAUUGAACAGUUGUCCGAGCUGCUUUCUUUCUAUCACACGAUAGGGCAGAUAUGCUCAGAGGUGUUGGAGAAAAAGCUAAUGGCCGGUUGAAGUGGUGAUCAAUUUGAUGUACAUUGCAUGCAGGGGUCUUGCUCCCUUGGAAGGAGAGGCACACUUGUCUUUCUCUUGCAUAAAUGAAACUUUGGUUGUGAUCCAGCUUCUUUCAACUUCUUGUUAUACUAAUUUUUAGUUUCCAAUAUAGUGUGAGCAAUCCGGGGAAUGUAAAUUUCCUGUUUUUUCAGAAAA